AGUUUCACGCUACUGGCGACUCAGUGUGGCCACAGCUGUAGAACGAUAGAUUUCGAAGAAUGUCGCAGUCACUCUUACGGUUCUCGUGGGUAUUUUAUAUUGCUUUGAACGUCUGUUUGGGAGAAAGACGCCUAAAAUACGUCACAUUACUGUACCGUCAUGGUGACCGUUCCCCUGUCAAAGCCUACCCAACUGACCCACAUAAUGAGAGUGCUUGGCCUCAGGGAUUUGGCCAGCUGACUCAGGAAGGAAUGAAGCAACACUUUGAACUGGGACAGAUGCUGCGCAGACGUUACCAAGGAUUCCUUAGUGAACACUACAACCGCCUUGAGAUAUUUGUACGGAGUACUGACUAUGAUCGAACACUGAUGAGUGCAGAGUCGAACUUAGCUGGGCUGUACCCACCCAAUGGUUCACAGAUCUUUGAACCAACUGUCCAGUGGCAGCCUAUACCUGUUCACACAGUUCCCCAGAGUCAGGAGAAGUUACUUUCAUUUCCCAUUGAUGACUGCCCUCGCUACAAGGUUCUUAUGAAUGAAACUGAGCACUCUGACUUCUUCCGCAAUAUGACAGAAACAUACAAAGAUUUCCUGGCAAUGGUGAGGAAUGAAACGGGCUUGAACACAGCCACAGUAGAAAGUGUUUGGAGUGUCCAUGACACCCUGUACUGUGAGUCCAAACAUAACAUGACUAUCCCACCAUGGGUGACUCCUGAGGUAAUGGAGACACUGAGGAGAUUAAAAAACUUCGGCUUUCAGAUGAUGUUCGGAGUCUAUAAGCAGAAAGAGAAGUGUCGGCUCCAAGGAGGCCUCCUCUUAAACCAGAUUAUUGUUAACAUGUCUGCACAUGCUGUUCAAGAUUCUAAAGAUCCUCUGAAGAUGACUGUAUACUCAGCGCAUGACACCACUAUAGUGGCCCUGCAGGCAGCUUUGGAUGUGUUCAAUGGGCAGCAGCCCCCCUAUGCCUCAUGUCACAUAUUUGAAUUGUACCAGGAGGACAAUGGGUCCUUCACUGUGGCCAUGUUCUACCGCAAUGACAGCAGUAAAUCACCCUAUCCCCUGGCCCUGCCCAGCUGUGAACAGUAUUGUCUUCUGCAAGACUUCAUUCGUCUCACUAAGGAUGUCAUAACACCUGACUGGGAGAAGGACUGUCAAGUGGUAACUACAGUAAAAGACACAGAAGUUGUGAUUGGGUUGGCAGUGUGUGCAUGCCUCCUCUUUUUCCUCGUCCUGCUCCUCUUCGUUGUGCUCUGCCGGCAAAGGGAGACCUCAACUGGCUACAGUCACGUCAUCAAUGAUGGGGAUGAGAACUCCUGACGGUCAUACCACCGGAAAGAAGACACGUGGGAUGGCGAGGAUGAUCUGUGAACUAGCAUAAAGCCCACACCCAUAACCUUUCAGUUUGGAUGAAACAGGGAUGAAGAAACGAAAUAUGAUUGUUUUUACCUUUUUUUUUUGUUUGUUUGUUUGUCUUUUGGCAAAAAAACUUGACAUGGCUACAAUAGCCUUGCAUACCUACCAAGUUGGUUGUGUUAUGUUUGCCACAUAGCCCUGAAUUACUGAGAAAAUCGCUGAAAUCUACUGAAGGAAUCUAGAGAACCAUUAGGUGCUAUGGCAUCUGUGUGUGUGUGUGUGUGUGAAACUGUUGGGAUAAGAAGUGUUUCUGGUUGCCUUUUUCACAGUGCAGUGACCACAGUGGAUGCCCACUGAAUGUUGUGUUGCUUGGAACAAAGUCUUGACCAUCCCUUCUACAAAGGGUAAACCGUUUCAAUACUUUGUGGCAACAAAGUGUCCGUUAUUUUGUGAAUUCUGUUUACAUUCAAUCAUUGUGACACUUUUAAAAGUGGCUAUGUCUACGGAGCACACUAAAAGGGAACAGCUAGUAGUGCUUCAUGACUUACCUUUUUUUUGCAUCCUAAGAUGCAUUGUCAAAUGUGAUGCUACCUUCUGUUCAGUUGAUCAAUGACUAAGUUCUUAAUAUUCUCUAUACUUUAAGACUUUCAGUCCUUAUUACUGCACAGCAGUUGACCAACUUUCUGUUUUCACAGAUUGCAAGGUAUUGGAUAGGUACAGUUAGUUUUCCCUCAGUUAUCAACAGUGAUUUGCCAUUUUGUGAGAGUCAGGCCAAAAAGGUUGUCAUUUCAACACUUACAAUGUGAAUUGAGUGUUUCCAUAAUAUAUUUUGAAUUCCAAUCUUUGACAUCUUCAUGGGAAUCUACUGUAGUUAAAGGUGUUCUAAGCGAUGCUAGAUAACGUCACUUCUGUUGACUUUCAAACAAAACAAGAGAGCUAGCUCGCUACUUUACAGUGUAUUCAGGACAGACAGCUAGCAGUUGGUUAGGUAAUUGCAGUAAUUCACAUAAAAUGUUUUAACCUAAAACACCCUUGGCAUCGCUUAGAGCACCUUUAAGUAAAAUUAUUUCUCUCUCUCUUCACUCUGAGGAUUUAAGUAUUUGUAAAAUUUUAUGAACUUUGUUCAUUUUUCUAUGUUACAAUUUGUUUGUUUUUCUCUGAUUGUAUAUAUUGAAUGCUUUAAAAUGGCAAAGGAAAGGGAAUGUAAAAAUUAAAUAUGCAAAUAAAUACAAUGAUUUUACUAACAUUU
Molecule: messenger RNA, 2601 nt
Organism: Alosa sapidissima (American shad)
Lineage: Eukaryota; Metazoa; Chordata; Actinopteri; Clupeiformes; Clupeidae
Gene: acp2
Product: acid phosphatase 2, lysosomal
Exons: 11
Coding region: 60-1316 (418 amino acids)
Biological process (GO): lysosome organization; dephosphorylation
Cellular component (GO): lysosome
Molecular function (GO): acid phosphatase activity
Source: RefSeq, a predicted model, not a curated record